This is a messenger RNA of Lathyrus sativus (Indian pea), 207 nucleotides long. The record is from the annotation of a GenBank genome assembly. NCBI's taxonomy places the organism in Eukaryota, Viridiplantae, Streptophyta, Magnoliopsida, Fabales, Fabaceae.
AUGGCUGGAGCAUUAGGAUUUAGUAGCCUAGCGCCUAAGACAAAGAAUUUCAUAGUUGCUGGAGGAUUGACAACUUUUGUGUUUGGGGCAUACUUCUACACCAUGAGAGCUGUUGGAGGUACUGAUGAAUUACAGGUAGCCAUAGAUAAGUUUGAAGCAGACAAGAGCACUAAAGCGGGUGAACCAACAAUUCCAUCAAAGGUCUAA